Messenger RNA from Pocillopora meandrina, 12018 nucleotides. Lineage: Eukaryota; Metazoa; Cnidaria; Anthozoa; Scleractinia; Pocilloporidae. The record is from the annotation of a GenBank genome assembly.
AUGGCCAGUUUUUUCCACAAUAAGUACUCCCAUAGCUCCAGCAGCCAUUUGCAUUCAUCUGAUCAUUUAGUUACACCUGGAAGAUCAAAGUCUUUCCUUGAUUUGCUCAGUGAUAAGGAGUUUGUUAAUAGUCCAUUCCAGACAUCUGUGAAUGACUCAGCAAUUAGAGACAAGGUAAACAUGGCUAUCAGCAGACUAGAAGAGGAUUCCAGUGCUGAACAUACCUUACAGAAUAGGUAUUCUCAAUUUAAUGAACAGCCUAGUGAUUCUGGUGUAAGUGGCCAAGCAGUAUUUACAGAUGUUAUGAGCAAGAGGAGUAGAAUCACCUCACAGCAAGGAAGGUCAUGUCAAAGGGACACAAGAGAUGUUGAUAAUGUGGCAAGAGCUCAAACUGUUGAUAGGGGAGAAGAGAUUCACAUCUCUUUUGAAACUAAUAGUGAUGAUGAAAUAGAUGUUGUGAUGGAAGAUUCAGAAGGUGCAGGGGAUGAACACAAAAAUGCGAGAAAGAAAAGUUCAGAAAAGACAUUCAACAAUGCUACAGUGUCAAAUUCGGGGCUAUCAGGUAUGCAUGUACCAGCAGAAAAUGGGGUCAAGGACAAAGGAGAUAUUUCAAGUGACACUUAUUAUUCUGUAGUGGAUGAGAUCAUUCCUGGGACACCUGAAGGUAGUACUGUACUCUUUCUUUUGUUCGGUUAAUUUUUUGAACCUAAGUGCUGCAGUGCAUUUGAUCCUGUGAUGUGAUCACCUGGGCAUGGUCUGUCUGGGUAAAGAUUGCUUUUGUUGGCAGGGCCUGGCAUUUUGAUAACCUUAUUGGAAGUUGCCACCAUCACACUUGGCCCUGAUGAUGGAUUUGACAUCUGUAAUCAUCAAAACAUCAGUCACUGUCAUGUGUUAGAGUGCUUGUUUAAUACUACAAAUGUACCUUUACCUUGACAAUCACAGUACAUGAUCAACAUUUUUCUUCAAUGUUUUAAAUGUCUUUGAUGAAAAGGAAGAUGGUCUCAUAGAGGAAGGCCAGAAGUUAAUUUAUUAAAUUAUCUUUUAAAAUAAAUUAUUGAAAAAAGUUUUAAAAAAAUCAUUUCAAACUACAUUUAAUGAAUAGCUAAUAAUAGCAGGCUUUUCAUGCAAGAUUGGGCCAAAACUUUUCUUUUUCUGUCUGUUAAAUUUUUAAGGAAUCUCUGAAUUUAAACUAAAUUUUGCAGAGAUUGUUCGUGGAAGAAGAAAGAAAGGUGCUAAAAGCCAAGAAAAAGCAGAGCGAAGGAGAUUAUACCAAGAGGGGUCUGAUGGUUCCUCAUCAGACAAGGUAAAACAAUCAUGUUCUAUAAUUAUUUUCCUAGUGUUACUGUUCAUGCACAUACAAGUCAUUUAUGUCUUCCUUGAUUAGUAGAGAAAAUAUUAUGUUUCUGGUAGCAAGUGAUAUUUGGGGAGUUUUGAAAUAUCAUGAGCUGAUGUUUAUCCUACAGUGCAAAUACGCUGAAGAAACCAUAUAUUUUGUGUAUACUACAUGUACAAAUCAAAUUAAAUGAGUUUUCUCUGUAUAUGACAUACACUUACUUGACACCAUUGUUGUCUUGAGUGAAUGAGAAAUCUUCCAAAAACAUGUAGUGGUGUUCCUGGCAGCCUUGUAAUUCAAAAUGCUGCAUCAAAAGAAACCACAUAGUUGCUAUCAGAGAAUUCCAUAACUGGCCCUCUAAGGAGCCCUUUGGACCACAACAUUUCUUCACCUUCAUUGGUUAGUGCCAGUGAUGCAUGGGGAUGUUUGUUGCAGCCCUCAUGAUGGAAGGGAGCUUUCCCUUUAUGUACUUUGUUGCUGUUAGCAAAUUCUCCGUCCUUAGUAACAGAAACACUGUUACUUGCUUGCAAGUGACUCUAGUAUUACCUGCAAACUGUCUGGCUCAUAGUCCAAAUCGUCCUUCUUUCUCACCUUGGUGAAAAACUUCUCCAGCUUCACAUCUAGUUGCUUGGAUUCUUAUCUCACACUAUCCUUACUGAAUCCUUUUUCUUCAGUUCAGGUUGUCCAAACUUUAAGGGAGACCUUUGUGCUUUUCUUAGUGUUGGCAUUUUUUGCUUGCAGUAUAAUUAUUGUUAUUCUACCACUAUAACCAAUCACAAGGUAAUGUUUCUUGAGUGUGUAUGUCCUUUGCAUCCUAUUGUGUGGUGGUCUGGUAGAUUCAACUUUUACCUUUACAACCUUAAUAUCAGUAUGCAUAUUCUCCCUGCUGUUCCCCAUACAUUUCCUAAGGUGCUGACAAGGGGAGUUUGUCUAACAACCAAGAGUUCUUUAAUCAGUGAUCAUUUCCUUUAUUCCCAUAAACUUAAUUUGUGAUUCAGGGGUGAUGUUGUAAAGAGAAAUUAGAUGCUGGUCACUCUUAGAGGUCAAAGGGCUGUAAACGUUUUUGGGUAAAUGUCAACCUUCAGAUUAUUGUCUCUGUAUGCAUGUACAUUGUAGACUGCACAGAGGUCAACAAAGAUUAACAUUCUUAACACAUGGUCCAUAAAAGCUUUGAAGACUCAGACACACAUGGGAAUCAUUGUGGAAGGACAGAGAAGGUUAGAAUGUCUAUUCACAAACUUAAUUCACCAUUAAACAUGCAGUUGUACAUGUAGCAAAGAUUACAGAUUGCUGUAAAAUUGUGGAAUAGCCUGGUUCCUAUCCAAACCAAGUAAAUUUUCCAAGUGGUAUCUCUUACACUUUUCAUCUGAGUUGUUUGAAUGUACAAUCAGUUUGAUUUACAUGUAUUAUUCAUGGAAGGUAGAGAAAGACAGUGUAUUAAGAUUUGUGGUUAAGAUACCCUGUAUUCCAAAAUUGUGGCACUCAAGGUGUAGAUAAAGGUUCAACUGCAUAUCUGUAUAAUCAGUUUUAAUCUGACUCAUUAAUGUACAAUGUGGUUAUGUGGUUUGAGGGAUUUAUAAGCUUGAAAGAAAACAUGAUCUGCAAAACCUAUACUUACUUGCGAGCACAGUAUCAUGCUGAUAGGGCAAAAACUAAAAUAAGACAUAAUUUUGUGAAAAGGCACUGCCAAAAUGAGAUGUCACUGACUUUCUCACUCAUUGUAACUGUACAAACCCACGGCAACUGGGAAUCAAUUUGUUUUAAGUAAUAAAAAGCAGAGUUUUGGUAAUGGUGACAUCAUCUGUGUCUGACCUCCAGUAGAUCGUACUGGAAAGUACUGAUUAAAAUGCAUGUUUAAUUUAGCUUAUUAUGUGGAACCAGCCACUGUAAUAAUAUUUGUUGUGAAACAAGAGCAACAGUGUUAUAUUUCAUUUACAGUGAGGAUCCAGUGGGUGAGUGGUGGCAUAGUACAGCGAUUGUAGAAAGAGUUAAUGCAAGAUGUGUACAGACUAAGAGUGGAUCUCAAUACAAGCUGCUUGGACCCAUUAAUGAACGAGUCACCCUUCAACAAGGUAAUUGUUGUCUUCUUCCUGUUGUUGUUGUUGUUGUUUUUUCUCUCUGUCCUAUUGCCAAUUUUUCAAUCAAAAACAAUGUGGGCCAUGUCACAGCACUUUUUGUACAGUUGAACUUGUGUUGUCUGACCCUUUGAAUUAUCCAAAUUUUGAUUAUCCAGCCUCAACUCUCUGGUCCCAUAUUUGAGAUCCAUAACAACUGGUCCCCAUCAAACAAAGCACAUUUAAUGAAACAAUGUGAGCUUCACAGAAUAAUAGAAUUAGUGAUACACACAUUGUAGUCUCUUGAAACAAACUGAUCUACUGUGUAGGUCAUCAUUUCGGGUUUUAAAACCUUGUUGGUGAGCUUAAUAAAUGUUAUAACUUUUUGAAAAUACUUUUGGCAAAUGCUAACAAUGAUGCACAACGAUUUAUAUGAUCUGUAUUCAGUUCAAUAAUAUUCAUAUUUCCAACUAUGUGGACUCUCAAAUAUUCUGACUAUUCAGCUUCAUGAGUCAGGAUGAUAGUGCUGCGACUGUAUAAUUUUAUAAUUGUAACCUAGAUCAAAUACAAUUUGCACAUAAAUUAACUUAGUCCUGUUUCUGGGAGAGACUUCAAUCAGUGUCUUGUCUUAUUCUUAGCAGGUCAGUUCGUCUGUGUACAUGUAUGUUGUGUUACCAAUAGUUUGUUUUUAAAUGGAUACAAUGUACCAUAUUUUCUAGUAGAAUGACUUUUUUAUUGUGUCCUAAAUUAGGACCUUUUUUUACUGGAAGAUACACUUGGCAUGUACAUGUACUUUAUAUCCUUUUUGAUUUCUUUCCAAUUUUGAGAUAUUUUUUUUAAAGGUCUGGUUUUUUAACUUGUCAAACUUUCAAAUGGCCUGAAAGAAAAUCUAAGAUGAGAAUUCAGAGCCAAUUUGCACUCAUUCUUUGAACGCAAAAAUCGACAGCUAAGUUUUUUGGUUCAUCUGUUUUUUUUCCCUUCAUUUUUUGUUUCUCUUCCUGGACUGAAUUAAACACAUCUCUGGCUAGUUGUGAAAUUAUAAUUAUGUGUUACAGUGUAUGUGCGCCUCUACUAGAAAAAAAAAAAGAAGCAUGCUAAAAAGUAACAGCUUCAGCUUUGUGAUUUGUUAACAUGAGACAAGGCUGAUUAUCAUAUAUUUUUCUUUUUUGGCAGGAUUCCCACCUGACUUUGUCAAAGCAUUUAAACAAGGCUUUCCUUCCAACUGGAUUUCUCUUGUGGCUGACUACUUCAACUCUCAAAGCAGGUUUGUGAGUGAUUCAAUUUAACCUUCUUCACCCAAACAUCAGUAUCCAUGUAUUUUCUAUACUCUUCUCUGAACAUUUCCUUUGGAUUUGUAGGUCGUUAUCAAUGGCUUCUUUUGUGGCCAAUUAUUUCCUUUAUUUUUGUAACCUUAAUGUUUGGUUCAGGGCUGAUAUUGUGAGGAGAAAUUAAAUGCUAGUCACUCAGGGUUAAGUCUUUCCAAAUACUUCUUUCUGAGACUCAAAUCACCCAUUUGGUAUGUCAGAAUUACAACUGGCAAGAAGUUAUUAUUGAAUGUUUGCGUCUAUUGUCAGAAUAUUGAAAUCAGAGGGAAAGGAAAGGAAAAGUAGAACUACAGUACCUGGAACUUUAACUUUAGACUUAAAAAUAAUUAUCCGGAAUAUGCAUAUAGAGAUCAGAUUCUGAAAAGUCUCUGAUUUUAUAUGAAAGGUGAAGGACGUUCACUUUGGAAAAUUGAAGGACAAUUGAAUACUACAGGCAAGAAUUGUAAUGGGUUUGUUGUGAAAGCAAAAUGGGUUUAAACAGUGUUUGACCACACUACGGUCUAAAAAUAUUGUUAAACUGGAAUGGAAGAUUAAAGAGUGCAGUUAAUCCGUUCAAACGACUCGGUUGUUUUCUUAUUUUUAUUUUCUGAACUUCUUAACUAUAGAGUAGUUUGUAUAUUUGUUAUGUGAUUUCAUUUACCUUAUCUAGUCUAAAAAGUGCGGCAAGCGAGAAAAAAAUAUCAAGGAAAAUAACGUUUUCAUUGUUACCCAUUUAAUCAAUGCAAGUGAGGAGGAGGAGAAGCAAACUCAAAAGCAUCUUGACAACAAGAAGAAGAGAGAAGACUUAAAAGAGGCAAAUCAUUCUUCUGUAACGACUCCAGCUGAAACCGGAGCUAAAAGGAGGAACACAGCCUCAGGUAUUCUGACUAAACGCAAAAAGUGCCGUGAUUUUUUAAACUUAGUUGUAGAUAUACUGUACAUUCAAGGUGCAUUACGCCAUCUGACACUUGAAAGGGCUUAGAGGCCCCUAAAAAGAAUUAAACAUUUACAAUUACAUAACGUUAUUCCUUUAUUUUGUAGCAUUGGAGACCCCAGAGAACAAACCACUUCCACAAGAGGUGGAAAUGAAGGUACGUAAAUGUAGUACUGAAUAUACUGUACACGUUUACAAAUCUGAGAUUGCUUCUCUUCUACCAAUAUAGAUUCUGAAGGGCAGUUAAUGAAAAUCAACGCUAUGAGUUUUGAUUACUUUACAUGGAGAAUAUCAAGUGGGCGCGCGUAGAUAUGGGACUUCUCGUCAAGUGUUCAACUCAAUAUCUCACGAGUGUAUGCAGCGAACGAGUGAGUAUCGAGUUUAACACUUGACGAGAAGUUCUAUAUCUAAAAGCUAUAAGGAAUAAUUUUUUCUAUGACAUAAACACCAUAGGCCUUUACUGACAAGAAAAAUUUGACCCUAUUAAUUGACUAAUGAUGAACGCCAUGCCAUUCAUUUAUCAACCUGUCAAAAUGGCGCGAAGGGCGAGUAGUGUGUCGGCAGCUGAUUGGCGAUACCAAACACACGUAAGAACCAUCGUUAUCUGACACGUAUUGCAGUUACGGCUUUUUUCAGGGCUGGAAAUCCACGUAAAACACCGCAGUUCAGGCGGUAAAUCAUAUGGUUUGUGGAGAAGUUGUCAUAUUUGACUGAACUUUGCAAUACAGAUGGAUCUCCAGCACACUCCAGAGCUUACGAUCCUCUCUCAGUCAUACACGCACUGAGUUCUUACAGAUUCCUGAUCUGUUCAACCUUGCAACCAUGAACGUCCUUACUUACGCACUGGCUCAUCCAAUCCGCUUCGGAGCCAUCUCCCAUGCCAGCUCAUGCAAGGAAUCUCCAGCUGACUCAACUGCUGAGUGCCACUGGGGUUGUCUGAGGGUUUAUCCCUUUGCUCAAUUGGAUUUUUUACCGCAGUCAUUUAAAAAAUAUUUUUAAUUUUUCACAGACAACAAGGAGUGGACGUAUGGUAAAGCCACCUUUAGCCUGGUGGCGAGGACAACGUAUCUUGACUGAUGGACAUCAUAACUUUGAGGGCAUUGAUCCAGGGUUAAAGGAACGUACUCCCCUUUCUUCCAUGUACAAAAUCAGCAUUAAAAUUCCCAUCACGGUAAUUCUUUUUCUUUUCUUUCAAGCAUGAAAUGUAAUCCAAAGUUAAGGGAGGUAAAGGAGAUAAGAAAAAUUCGUGUGAGGGAUCAUUAUUUUGGUCGUUUAUUUGCUCUAUUCAUUACACCGGCCAGAGUUAGUAUUUGUUUUGAACAUUUUUCUGUGAUUACUGCAAAUGUGACAAUUUUGCUCGUUGUUUUUACUACCUACUAUAGGUUUUUGGGCGCUAGGGGAAGAUCUCCAAGGGUUGAUAGAAACAGAGUACAAUCUGUUUUAAUUUUCAUUGCUUUGUAGAAGAAGGAGAAAGGGCAGGCUGUUUCUGGCAGUGAAAACAGUGAUACAUUGCCAAGAAGAAGAAGGAAAGGAAAAACAACACAGAAUAAAAACAAGUCUAGCAGCAGCACUGAGAGCGAUAGUAAUGAGAAUUUAAAAAGGCCUUUGUGCUUCUCGCCAAAGAAAACAGCUCACAAAAAUCAAACUCUGGAGAAUACAAGCCCCCAAAAGUUACCUCAACGGAAGUCGUUGAACGCAAGUAAGAAUGGAAGUCAAGAACGUAGUGGCGCAAAUAGUGCUCUUGAUGGUUCAGAACGUAAGGAUAGAACGAGCAAACCGUCAGUUCGAGAGCAUGAAAUGCUCGGUGGAGAUGUACUUCAAGCCCCAGUCAUGACACCAAAGAAAAACACGACUAAAAAUGCGCUUGCGAGUGUGGAUCGAAACAAUCAAAAGGGCGAGAAGAAGAGCAAUAAUGAAAAGUUACCAACAGGCAGCGAGAGUCAGAAGACUCUUUCACCAUUUAAGCGUGUUUUAAGAUCUCAGAGAAGUACAGCCAGUGACUUGACGACAAAUGCAAACUCUUACAAGUUGUCUGAUGCUGAUUCCGAGGAUUCCCAGAUAGACACUUACCCGAAGAGGAACCCGAAGAAAAACACUUCAAAUAUUACGAACUUGAAGACUUCAGAGAGUGAAGUAAUAGUGUCCUCUUCCGAGGAGAGAUCAGAUAAUGCUACAAAGAAAGGAAGAAUAGUCAAUGCGAAUUCUAACAAUAAAAACGGCGGGAAACGACUGAUGCAUAAAAGAUUUGAAAAGUUUGUUAGAGAGACAAGCACCCAAUCGUCAGAGGAAGAAAAUGACCGAGCUUUCCAAAAGCAACCAGAGAAAGAGGAGGUUCGUCUGAGAAGUUCAAUAUCCCGUAAAGCAAAGACACAAACUCUCUCUACAUUGGAGAAAGACAAAAAAGUUGAAACUGGCUUCAAAAGAAAAGGAAAAACUCAAUCUGGUAGUGAAAAGGUUUCAGGCAAGAAAAAGGUAUUGAAAGUUUCCCGUCAGACGGCAAACAAAGACAGCAGAAGGAGAAGUAAUGAACUGCCUGAUGAAACACCAUUGACCGAUGAAGAGAUCCAAACGAUGAAAGGCAAAUUGGAGAACGACAAAAGGGUGGAAACUGGCUCCAAAAGAAAAGGAAAAACUCAAUCUGAUAUCGAACAGGUUUUUGGCAAGAAGCAAGCAUUGGUAAUUUCCAGACAGGUAGCAAACAAAAACCUCAAAAGGAGAAGCAUUGAACUGUCCGAUGAAACUCCUUCAACUGAUGUAGAACUCAAAAAGCUGAUUGGUACAUCGAACAAAGACAAUAGUGUUGAAACUGGCUCCAAAAGAAAAGAAAAACCCCAAUCUGAGAGUGAAACGGUUUCAUUCAAGGAGCAAACAUUGAAAGUUUCCAGACAGACAGCAAACAAAGACAGCAGAAGGGGAAAUGAUGAACUGUUUGAUGAAGCUUCUUGGACCGAUGAAGAGAUCAAAAAGCUUAAUGAGUAUGUGACAGAAAAACUAAAAGUUUAAAUAUAAAUGUAACCUUUAGCUUAUUUAAUAUUUUUAGGAUCCAAAGUUUGUUUAACGUAAGCUAAAGAUGGUACAACUCUUUAGCAUUCACCCACCAAAAGUUAGUGGUAAUCCUUUUGGGGGAAGAUACAUAACUGUCUCAUUGCUUGAACACCAUUACCAAAUCGUCAAGGGCACUUUCUUACUGAGUGUCGUAUAACCAAAACCAUGCUUGUCACAAUAGCCAAUCAGAACCAAGGAAAAUAGUCAAAGGAGCCAAUGAGAAUUCAAAAUAAAAAUAAGCAAACUAGCUGAUGCGCGGGAAUUCGCAAGUGAUUAAGUCGUGAUUGGUUCAGUGUUAAAUCUAGUUAUAAUGCAAAAUAAAUGUAAUCGCGGAUUAUUUUCGAUACUCGACUGAAAAUUUCUUCCAAAGCUUGGUUAGACCUCUUUUUUUUCUAUUUUCGUAAUGGUUCCUCUAAUGUUUUACUCAGAGCGCUGCACUCCAUACCUGGUAAUACACCUAUGUUUUGGCAAAAGAUCUCCAGGAAAGUAGGAACACGGACUGCACAGGAGUGUCAGUCCCAUCACCAGGGGCAGGUUCUCGUCUCCAAAAAGAAUAAUCCAGCAGCUAAAAAAGGCUCAGCAAAGACGAAGGAUCCAGGGCAGAAAGGUAAGAGUAGAAUAUUAGGAUUGUUACAAUAGCACCAAUGGGAUGCCAUAUUUAAUGUUAUAAUGUCCAAAGGUAACUAGAAUCUCUAUACUCAAUUUCCGAAAUAUUUAAGAAUCGAUUCUCUGGUCGAGUUUCGCGACAUUCGAGGCCGUAUUUGAAAUUAUCGAGGGCUUUAGAUAGUCAUUCAAAAUUUCAGGAAUAAUCUUAACUCGAUUCCAUGAAAUCGAAGAUCGUAGCUUGAAACUCAGCCUCGAAAUUUUAUUCUGGAUUCUCAAAUACCAAAAAUUUCUCUUAUGUUGGGAGCAAGGCGAAUUAAUGGCGAUGUCAUCAUUAAUCUUCAUCCUUAAUCAUCAUCAGUUAAGAUAGCGGGAAAGCGCCCUAUGCGGCAAAAUUUUACCUUGGUGUUUCUUGGGCAGAUGAAUCCAUUUUUUAUUUUUUUGUGUGUGUCUUGAGAAUAUUAGACAUGAACUGCUGAAAGUACUAUCUCGCCAAAAAGUGUAUUUAAUUUUUCUUCUCCUUAUUUCUUUAAUUGUUUUGCUGUAGGGUUAGCCGCCUCCCACCAGAAUGUGAAGACAGUCACCGGUGGGGUGGGCACCAUCAAGCGAAAGCGAGAGCUUCGAGAGUUACUUGAGCAACAGGAUGUAGACUACGAGGAUGAUAUCUUUGACUCAACUCCAUUUAAAAGAAAGAAAGAUCUGAAGGUACGCCUUACGUACGCCGUGGACUACUUAACCAUUAUUUGCAUCCACAGUUCAGUAAGAUUUCUUUCACCACAAUCUUUAUUAACUGUAUUGUGUAUCAUGUCUCUCGUCAGCUCCCGUUCAAUCUGAGCUCUAAUGGCAGCGAUGAAGAAAACAAUGAUGGUGAUGAUGCGAGUGACACAGAGCAUAGUACCUCAUAUGUGACACCCAGUAGUCGCACACCCAGUAGCCGGUUCCGCCCUUUGGGUCCUUUGUCGAUAUCGUCCACUCCUGGAGCAGAGUAUGUCAGUCCCAGUCUCUUGCAGCAAGUCAACAGGUCAAAAUUAUGACACUUCUUUUGGUGCAUCUUGUAGUUGACUACAAUACCCCAAACCAAAUCCAAUGGAAUCAUAACAGUAAAUCAGAGAAAUGGUUAAGAUCACGAAGAGCCAAUGAGAGCUCGAAGUUCAUCGAUUAAAGCUGCCUUAAUCAAAUAGUGGCAAAACUUCUGUAUUUGAUUGGGCAGUUGGGAACUUGCAAGCAAAACAUUUUCUUUAGACAUUAAAAUCUAAUUGACAAAUUAAAAUUCUUACGCUUUAAACAGACGGCUUUUGCGAGGUUCUUUCCUAACUUUUUACCUUGUCUUGUUCCUUACGUUGAUCAUGACUGUAGAAAGGCAGGGAAUUGUUAAUCUUGCAACUCCUAGAGGUGAUAAACGAGUAGCUUCCCUUCGCAGUGUCAAUAAGUUGUCUAGCAAAGAUAUGAUGAGAAGAGAUACACUCAUCAACUGGAGGUUGUUAUCUAGAUAUGAUAUCAUAUCCUCCUAGAUGUUAGUAGAAGACAGUAGAAUUUAGCAACCUUUUAUCUCACUCGCGACGGUGUUGUUAAAUGUAUAUGUGCUUCGAUUUGUUGUAGGAAAGACAUGGAUCACUACAUUUACAGAAUGCAGCAAGGAAAGCGAGGGACACAAGCAUCUGGAAAACAGAAGUCAAAGGUGCAAUUUACAGCUCCAAAUCGAAAAUUUAUGUAACUUUAUCCCUCCCCGAUCACGCUAGAUUCCAUCGGGAUCUAGCUUGGAUACCUUUCAGUUCAAGCCGGUUUACGUGUACGGUUACAAUUACAAAAAGAAAAAACAAACAAACAAAAAAACAAAAAAUAAAUAAAACAGAACAGAAUAUUUGUUUGUAGAGGUGACCAAGAUUCCUCUUUUUUUUUCUUUACAGCUGAUAAGGACAUCUACCCCCAAUAAACAAUUAAAAAGAAGCAAUUUCCCUGUAAUAGCCGGGUUAGACUUGUUUGAAGCACAUCCUGCAUCAGAUCAAGAAUCCGACGACGGAUCCCAAGACGAGUACUUCUCCGACGAAUAACAGAUGAACGCACAGUGAUAGUUACAUACAGACGACUGUCGUCUUGAGUCGAGGAAGUUACAGUGCUUGCUCAUGGGUGCAAUAGACAACUAUCUAAAAAAACGUGAUAUCGAAAGCAGUUUUAUGCUGUAGUUAUAAAGAAGAACAAGAGAGCCAUCUUAGUUAAAGUAAUUGAGCUGAAAUGACGUUUUAACUCCUAAAACCCGAUUCUUAUCUACCCCUCGGCAUAUUUAGUGCUACAGUAGUUUGUUGUUGUUGUACCAUGAAAACUCCUUCAAGCUUUUACAUUAGUCUCUUCUAAUCUCGUCGUUUUUCUAAUCAUGUUUUUUACAUUGUAAGAAAAAGUUACAUUUUACAUGAGUCAUGUCUUGGAGUUACGGAUCGUGUUACUCAAAACCAAGUUAUGAAGGGAAACAAUUCAUCGCUGAGAAGAUUUAGAAUUAUUACUGCCUAAAUCAUGUCGCUAAAGAUGCAGUUUCUAGUGACGCUGCGGAUUAUUCUUAAAAAGUUUUAAACUAACUAAGUUGGAGUACAUUCUAUUUAAAAUCCCAGACGCUUAAGUUGGGACACUUGCAGGGCCAAUCCCUUGUUUGCCGCCGAAAUACUGAGUACAAAAAGGAGGGGAUCUGAUCAUGUCUGACAGUAUAGUUCAUUUAUUCCAAGAGCAACGGUUGAAUAAACUCAUUUAACUACU